Terrapene triunguis (Three-toed box turtle) is the source of this 951-nucleotide messenger RNA. RefSeq names its product serine/threonine kinase 19 (gene WHR1). Gene Ontology annotation, biological process: positive regulation of Ras protein signal transduction; protein phosphorylation. NCBI's taxonomy places the organism in Eukaryota, Metazoa, Chordata, Testudines, Emydidae. Gene Ontology annotation, molecular function: protein serine/threonine kinase activity. The transcript is spliced from 7 exons. The record is from RefSeq and is a predicted model, not a curated record. The coding region runs from base 107 to 883 and encodes 258 amino acids.
UCUGGCUGGUAGGCAGAGGACCAGCUGAGGGGGGAGGUGGAUGACCGGGAUGGACCCCGGCCGGGGGCUCCCUCUGUGCUAACCGUCCGGUCCCGUCCCCAGCCCCAUGGAGCGCCGCCGCCAGCUGAUCUCCAACACCCUGAAGGCCAAGAAGCGGCGGCUGCAGCCGGGACCCGACCCUGGGGACGCAGGAGAACCGGACAGACAGGAGGGCCCCGGGGCAGUGGAUUCGGCUCUCCGGUAUCUCGCUUCCCUCUUCCCUCGCCAGCUGUUCGAGGAUGCGCUGCCCCCCAUCGUCCUGAAGCACCAGCUCUACAGCCUGGUGAGGGAUCGCACGGCCGUGGACAGGCAGCUGAGCCGGCUGAAGGACGAGGGGCUGAUCCGGCCCUUCCAGCUUGGAUUCGACUCAGACGUCUUCGGGGUGGCGUUCACCCAGGACUACACGGCCAAGGUGCUGCAGUCUGUGGCGGGGAAGGAGCACGCCGGGACGGUGCGCAGGUUCCUGGAGACGGCGUUCGCCUCCUGUCCUGAACUCAGCUACGACAAUGGCCGCAUGCUGAGGGACUUCGGCUUCCGGGACCCGGACAUCACGCAGCUGGUAAAUGCCGGGGUCCUGACCGUCCGUGAUGCUGGCAGCUGGUGGCUAGCCAUGCCGGGAGCCGGGCGCUUCAUUAAAUGCUUCAUCAAAGGGCGCAAGGCCGUGCUGGGGAUGAUCCAGAAGGCCAAGUACAAAGAGAUUUUGCUGUCGGAUCUGCAGAGCCGCCGGGCUCCCAGCGCCGUGAAACUGGGGCUCCCCUACCACAUCCAUGACCUCAUCGGGGCACAGCUGGUCGACUGCAUCCCCAGCACUUCCGGGACCCUGCUGCGAUUGGCCGAGUCCUGACCCCGCGACCUGAGGAGCUCCGGGAGAUCUGUGCCAAGCACUGACUGAUGCUGGGGGGCGGAGGGGGC